Molecule: messenger RNA, 2520 nt
Organism: Poecile atricapillus (Black-capped chickadee)
Lineage: Eukaryota; Metazoa; Chordata; Aves; Passeriformes; Paridae
Product: tubulin tyrosine ligase 3-like
Exons: 11
Coding region: 1-2520 (839 amino acids)
Biological process (GO): cilium assembly; cilium movement; protein polyglycylation
Cellular component (GO): cilium
Molecular function (GO): protein-glycine ligase activity, initiating
Source: RefSeq, a predicted model, not a curated record
AUGGGCUCAGGUGGGGCUGUCCUCACAGGGCAGGUGGCAGCUGUCAACAUCGACUACCCCAAUAGCCGCCAGCACGCGGUUGAGUCUGAGCGGCUCAAGAAGGCCAGGCUGCAUGUGGAGAGGGCCAUUAAGGAGAAGAAGAUCUUUGCAGUGCAGGGCCCUUAUCCCGUCAUCCGCCGCCUGCUGCGGGCCCGGGGCUGGGUGGAGAGGAAGCUGCCCCGCAAUGGCAGACAGCUGAAGCAGCAUCCUGGCGACCAAAAGAAACAGGAGCUGGAGAAGAGGGCAAGUGGUGGCGGUGAUGAGCAGGGGGAGGCAGUGCUGAACCCACGUGGUGGGGCACAGCCUUCCCUGGGCACCACAGAGCCCCUGCACCACCCAUGGCCACGCGAUAAGAAGAGCAAGGGGGAAAGGGAAGAUGCAGACAAGAAGGAAGACAAAGAGCACUGCCAUGAGGACUCUGAUGACAUCCAUGACCUCAUGUCCUUCCUGGCGCAGGACCAGGUGCCAAACUUCCUGUGGACCAUUCGCCUUAGCAACAUUGACCAGGAGCUGCUGCCAAAGAUUGAGAUGGUGAACCGCUUUCCCCGGCUGUACGCGCUUUGCACCAAGGAGGGGCUGUGCCAAAGCCUGCAAAACUUGUCCUGGUUCGAGCAAGUCGACCUGAACACCUUUUUUCCCCGGUGCUACCGGCUGGGGCUCAUGGAUGAGCAGAAAGCUUUCAUUGAGGAUUUCCGCCUGACGGCAGCUCGCAGCCUGCUCAAACUGGCCCUGCAGAAGGUCGAGGACAGGCCGGUGGGGACAGAGCAGUCCCCAAAGGUGCCAGCAGGGCCGCACUCCCCCCUGUAUCCCCAGCUGGUGCAGGAGGCCCUGGAGGUCUGUGAGCAGCACCUGGGCGUCCUGGGGCACCGGGACAUCGACAGGAACACCCCGUCGCCCUGCCGGACAUGCAUCGCCUGGGACCGCUUCCUGCAGGAAUAUUACCACGUGGCACAUGAGGGGACCAGGCUGGUGCUGAGCACGGAGCAGCAGGAGCAGUGCCAGGACGUGCUGCAGCGCCUGGAGGAGCAGCUGCCGCAGCUCGGCAUGGAGGGCAACCUCAACGUCUGGAUCCUCAAGCCCAGCGCCAAAUCCCGCGGCAGGGGCAUCGUCUGUGCGACGCGGCUGGAGGAGGUGCUGGAGCUGGCGCGGAGCUGCACGGACCCCGCGGCGCGGGUGUGCGAGUGGGUGGUGCAGAAGUACGUGGAGCGGCCGCUGACCAUCUUCGACACCAAAUUCGACAUCCGGCAGUGGUUCCUGGUGACUGACUGGAAGCCACUGACUGCCUGGUUCUACCGAGACUGCUACCUGCGCUUCUGCUCCCAGCCCUUCUCCCUGUGUCACCUGGAGCCCGCCAGGCACCUCUGCAACGUGUCCAUCCAGAAACGCUACAAAGCAUCACAGCCGGACCCCCGCGUGCCCCCCGACAAGAUCUGGUCCAACAAGCAGUUCCAGGCACACCUGGCACGACUGGGGCGGGCAGAUGCUUGGCAGCGGGUGGUGGUUCCCGGCAUGAAGGCGGCGAUCCUGAACGCCCUGCGCUGCACCCGGGAUCAGGUGAGCUCCCGCAAGGGCAGCUUUGAGCUCUUCGGGGCCGACUUUCUCAUCGGGGAGGACUUCCAGCCCUGGCUGCUGGAGAUCAACUCCUGCCCCACCAUGAGCCCCUCCUCGGCGGUGACCCGCCGGCUCUGCGCCAACGUCCAGCGGGACACGCUGCGCCUCGUGCUGGACCGCAAGGACAAUCCCACCUGUUCCAUUGGUGCCUUUGAGCUCCUCUACAGGGAGGCAGCCGUGUCCUCAUGCCUGAACGUGGGGCUGAAGCUGAUGGUCACAGGCUGUUCCCUGAAGAAGCCCCGGCCGGCAAAGCUUCGAUCCCAGGACAAGCCCCGCACCACUGGGCCCCCCAGGAGCCCCUCGCAACCCUCAGGCUGUUCUGCUGGAGACCAGGGGUUGCCGUGGCUCCUUCAUGUGAUCAAGCAGCCCGAGGAAGCUCAGCCCCAGGAAGCUCAAGCCCAGACAGCUUCACCCCCGAUCACCAGCUGUGCUCUGGAUAGGGGGCCUGUGCCGCCGCCCUGCGGAGCGACCAGGAGUCCCUCGCAAGCUCCGGGUGGCUCUGCUGGGAGCCAGGAGCUGCCGUGGCUCCUUCACCUGGUUGGGCAAGCCGAGGAUGCUCAGCCUCGGGAACCUCAGCCCACGGCAACUCCCCCCGCGACUGAUAGCUGUCCUCAGGAUAGGUCACUGCCGCCCCAGGAAAUGCACAGUAGGCCCUGGCGACCCCCGGGCUCCUCUGCAGGGAGCCAGGGAUUGCCACAGCUCAGUCAGCCGGGUGGGCAGCCCCAGGCCACUCGGCGCCACCCAGUUCUGCCCCCAGUCAAUGCCCGUCGCCCGCCGAGGGGGCCUGUGCCACAGCCCUGGCGACCCUCGGGCUGUGUACCGACUCCUGCAGGAUUUCCUGCCAGGCCAGCGCGCCUGUCGGCGCCGUAA